This is a messenger RNA of Acanthopagrus latus (yellowfin seabream), 1892 nucleotides long. Its product is annotated as ADP-ribosylation factor-like protein 4D. The record is from RefSeq and is a predicted model, not a curated record. NCBI's taxonomy places the organism in Eukaryota, Metazoa, Chordata, Actinopteri, Spariformes, Sparidae. Gene Ontology annotation, cellular component: cytoplasm. The transcript is spliced from 3 exons. Gene Ontology annotation, molecular function: GTPase activity; GTP binding. The coding region runs from base 436 to 1044 and encodes 202 amino acids. Gene Ontology annotation, biological process: vesicle-mediated transport; intracellular protein transport.
ACGGGCGCUACCUCUCCCUCCCCCUGCCAGUUCGUCGGACACUCGGGACGCUAGCACCGCACAGUACAGUACGCUGCCGUAUAAAGAAAAACAUCUGUUGGGAUUAUUUGGCUUUUAAGAAAAAGCGCUGGGACCAUGUUGAGUAUUCUGAGGAGCUCGGAGGCGCUGCCAGGUCCUCGGUGACUGUAGUCACUGGUCUGCCCCCUACACAUCUUCCUGCUUUAAACUUUGAAGGUGAGGAGUGUGAACUGCUCUCCAGCCAAACCCACCCCUCCCAGUCCCGCCUGCCACUUCCAGAGCCCUCUCCAGACACACACUUGGUAGCUGCCAACAACACAGACGGCAAUUGAGACAAGGACACCUCAGGAAGUUUAAAGAAGUAUCAGCCAAAGGACAUCAUUUAAGAGGGAUUAUACCACUUCACAGGACCUAAACAUGGGGAACCAGCUAACAGAAAUUGCCCCAAACACCCCAUUCCUCCCUAGCUUCCAGUCUUUGCACGUAGUUGUGAUCGGUUUGGACUCCGCAGGGAAAACCGCCCUCCUCUACAGACUCAAGCUGCGGGAGUUUGUUGAGACAAUCCCCACUAAAGGCUUCAACAUGGAGCGGAUUAAAGUGCCUAUGGGGAACUCCAAAACCAACACCACCACGUUCCAGGUGUGGGACGUUGGCGGUCAAGAGAAGCUGAGGCCCCUUUGGAAGUCGUACACCAGGAGGACGGAUGGCCUGGUGUUCGUGGUGGAUGCUGCCGAGACAGAGCGCAUGGAGGAGGCCAAGGUGGAACUUAAUCGGAUCACCCGGUCAGCAGAAAACCAAGGGGUGCCCGUGCUGGUUCUGGCAAACAAACAGGAUCUGGAUGGAGCCAUGUCAUCUUCAGAGGUGGAGAAGGUGCUGGCUCUGCAUGAGAUGAGCUCAUCCACACUUCACCACACACAGGGCUGCUCGGCGCUGGAUGGUCAGGGCCUGCAGCCCGGCCUGGAGAAGCUCUACGAGAUGAUCCUGAAGAGGAAGAAGAUGCUCCGACACAGCAAAAAGAAGAGAUGAGGAGGACUGCAGUGCUGCAGAAGAUAGAGGAGACUUUUUGAACCACUACUUGUAGAGGGCCCUCUCAGCAGACUUGUCUUUGACACUUAGAGAAUUUCAGUGGGUGAAACCAGAGAAAAGCCUGACAGACAAGUUGGGGUGUCGGCAACCAAGUUCAGACUGUGGCUGUGAAGUCUGUGCCAAAUGAUACCACCUUUCUUUUCAGACAUGAUGGCACACCUGCUUCCUUGGGAACCAUUUCUGCCCUUGAGCACUCAUUCUUCUCCUCAUCUCCCGCCCGCAAAGGAGCAGAGACGUACAUCAUACAUGUCCAGAGGGAACGACAGAGGGAAACCUGUGCAAUACACGAUGAACGCUCACAGAUGCAAUCACUCCAAUAUUGAAGGAUAUUUGUACCACUACUUGUAUAAACUGUAGUGCCAACAGAAACCUGCAGGCCUGGCCCAAGCAUUGUUGCUGUUCUUUUCACUAAGUUACAAUGUCACACUUUUCUCUAAAUUGUUACGUUGCAUGAUGUUAACCCAAAUACCUGCUUGAGAAUGUGAAGACAACACUUUUGUUGAUCAAAAGAAGAUUAUUAUGAAUAUUCUAGUUUAGUAACUGCCCAGUGUGAAGAUGUGCCACUGAUAGGAUAUUUACAGACUUACACACUGAGGCUGCUGAGUCCAGUCAUGCAAGUUUAGAUUGUUUUUCACUCUCACCAACGUUGUUUGCUUGUCUCAGUUCGGUAUAUUUCAGGGUUGGCUAAAAGGUCGGUUGGAUAUUAAGUUCAAACAAGAAGUUGUUUUUACACUGUGUAUAUCUUUUUGUAGAAUGUCAACAUAUGAAUAAAUUAUUGAGAAACUUAA